This is a messenger RNA of Heterobasidion irregulare TC 32-1, 6672 nucleotides long. RefSeq lists its product as uncharacterized. NCBI's taxonomy places the organism in Eukaryota, Fungi, Basidiomycota, Agaricomycetes, Russulales, Bondarzewiaceae. The record is from RefSeq and is a predicted model, not a curated record. Bases 1 to 6459 code for a protein of 2152 amino acids. The transcript has 14 exons. Gene Ontology annotation, molecular function: glutamate synthase (NADH) activity; iron ion binding; flavin adenine dinucleotide binding.
AUGGCCCCCGACUCGUCUCCUAUCCGCAAUGAUUACCUCGAUCCGUCCGUCCCUCUAGUCGACGAGAUCUCCUCUCCUAGUGCCAUCGACAGCUUCAAUGCCGUCCAGCGCGACCCUGACUCCUGGUCUGGUGCCAUGCCCGCUAGUCAAGGUCUCUACUCGAACGAGCUUGAGAAGGACUCGUGCGGUGUCGGCUUCAUCUGUCAUAUCAAGGGCGAGCAAAGCCAUAAAAUCGUUUCCGAUGCCAGGCAGCUCCUGUGUGCCAUGACUCACCGUGGCGCCACUGGCGCGGACAGCCGCGACGGAGAUGGAGCGGGUGUCAUGACCGGCAUCCCGCACCUUUUUUUUAAGCGCGAGGCCGAAAGGGACAUCGGCUGCGCACUCCCUGAACCGGGAGAGUACGCCGUCGGCAACGUCUUCUUCAAACCCAACGACCCUAUCCAGCUCCAGAAGCAGCAGUCUGUCUUUGCUAGAUCCGCGAGCGACCUCGGCCUCAGGGUUCUCGGCUGGCGUGAGGUCCCCACUGACGGCUCCAUCCUGGGCCCCGCUGCGAGUAGCAAGGAACCCGUCAUCCUUCAACCCUUCGUCGUCCUCCGCUCCCACUACGGGGAUGGCAACCAGAGCCAGUCGGGCGUGUUCGACGCAAAGCACUUUGAGCGCCAACUUUACGUUCUCCGCAAGCACGCAACGCAUAGCAUUACGCUUGCCAAGGGCUUCUACGUAUGCUCCCUCUCUUCCAAGAACAUCGUCUACAAGGGACAGCUCUCCCCCCCUCAAGUAUACAAUUACUAUCAUGACCUCAACCACGUCCUGUAUCGUUCUCAUUUCACGUUGGUACAUUCUCGUUUCUCGACGAAUACAUUUCCCAGUUGGGAUCGUGCCCAGCCUAUGAGAUGGGCUGCACACAACGGCGAGAUCAACACCGUUCGCGGCAACAAGAACUGGAUGCGCGCGCGCGAGGGCGUGCUCACGUCGACUUCGUUCGGAGAGCAGCUCGAUCUCCUCUAUCCCAUCAUCGAGGCCGGCGGUUCCGACUCGGCGGCGUUUGACAACGUCUUGGAGUUGCUCGUCGUGAACGGCGUCGUGACUUUACCUGAGGCCGUCAUGAUGCUCAUCCCUGAGGCGUGGCAAGGAAACGCGCAGAUGGAGCCAGAGAAGGCUGCGUUCUACAACUGGGCUGCUUGUCUCCAGGAGCCCUGGGAUGGCCCCGCUCUCUUCGCGUUCUCUGACGGGCGCUACUGCGGUGCCAACCUUGAUCGCAAUGGCCUCCGACCCUGUCGCUUCGUCGUCACGAAUGAGGACAUCAUGGUGUGCGCCUCCGAGGUUGGCGCGCUCUUCAUCUCUCCCGAGAAGGUCGUCCAGAAGGGGCGUUUGAAGCCAGGGCGCAUGCUUCUCGUCGAUACCCUCGAGGGCCGUAUCGUUGAUGACAAGGAGCUCAAGCGCAACACCGCUCGCAAACAGAACUUUGCCUCGUGGGUGGAGACGCACAUGCUCACGGUCCCCAACAUCGUCAAGCGCGUCAAGCGCAGCCAGUCCAUUGAUGCUCGCCCCGACGGCACGUCCCUCAGCACCGACCCUCGCCUUCUUGCCUUCGGUUUCACCGUCGAGCAGCUGAACCUCCUUAUGCUUCCCAUGGUCACCGACGGAAAGGAGGCUCUGGGUUCGAUGGGUAACGAUGCGCCCCUCGCGGCGAUGGCGACGCAGCCUCGUAUCAUCUAUGACUACUUCCGCCAGCUGUUUGCCCAGGUCACCAACCCGCCUAUCGAUCCCAUCCGCGAGAGCAUUGUCAUGUCGCUCGAGUGCUAUGUCGGGCCGGAGGGCAACCUCCUCGAGAUGAAGCCUGAGCAGUGCCAUCGCAUCCUCCUUCCUUCCCCACUCAUCUCUAUCGAAGAGAUGAAUGCGAUGAAGAGUCUUAAGGUUGCAUAUGCGACUUGGCCUUCGAAGACCAUCGACAUCACCUUCCCAAAGGCAGAAGGUCUACCUGGAUACAAGGUUGCGCUCGACCGGGUCUGCAGGGAGGCCACCGAAGCCAUCGACCAGGGCAUCAAAGUCAUCAUCCUCUCCGAUCGAGAGACCGGCCCCUCGCGUAUUCCUCUAUCUGCGCUCGUUGCCUGUGGUGGCGUUCAUCACCAUCUCGUUUUGCAAAAGAAACGUGCGAAGGUCGCGCUCAUGGUCGAGACGGCCGAGGCCAGGGAGGUUCAUCACCUUUGCGUGCUUGUAGGUUACGGAGCAGACGCUGUGUGCCCUUGGCUGAUGAUGGAGAUCGUCCACAAAGUUGCUCGGGAAGGCUUAGUGAAGGACAACAAGACCUUGGGUGACCUCAUGAACAACUAUCGUCACUCUGUCGACAAUGGCAUCCUCAAAGUCAUGUCGAAGAUGGGUAUCUCGACCCUCCAGUCUUACAAGGGUGCCCAGAUUUUCGAGGCACUUGGUCUUCACCACGAGGUCAUCGAACGCUGCUUCAUCGGCACUGCGAGCCGCAUCGAAGGCGCCACUUUCGAUCUUCUCGCCAUGGACGCCUUCGAGCUCCACGAACGCGGCUGGCCAUCCCGUGAGACCAAAAUUCCUCCUGGAAUGCCCGAAUCUGGAGAAUAUCACUGGCGUGACGGCGGCGAGCCUCACAUCAAUGACCCCACCGGCAUCGCGAACCUCCAGGACGCUGUUCACGAGAAGAACCAGAAGGCUUACGACGCGUACGCCGAAAAUGCCAUCAACCAGGGUAAGCGCGUACAGAUCCGCGGCCUGCUCGAUUUCCGCUUCGAGAGUACGACUCCCAUCCCGAUCGACCAAGUCGAGCCCUGGAACGAGAUUGUGCGUCGCUUCGUCACGGGCGCCAUGUCGUAUGGGUCGAUUUCGAUGGAGGCCCACUCGACUCUAGCCAUCGCCAUGAAUCGUCUCGGGGGCAAGUCCAACACGGGUGAGGGAGGCGAAGACGCUGAGAGGUCGCAGGUCCUGAACAACGGGGACACGAUGCGUUCCGCCAUCAAGCAGGUCGCUUCCGGUCGUUUCGGUGUGACGUCGAACUAUCUUGCCGAUUCCGACGAGCUGCAGAUCAAGAUGGCCCAGGGUGCCAAGCCCGGCGAGGGUGGUGAACUUCCAGGACACAAGGUCUCUGGCUCGAUCGCUCGCACUCGUCACUCCACCGCUGGAGUCGGUCUCAUUUCUCCCCCUCCCCAUCACGAUAUCUAUUCCAUCGAGGAUCUGAAGCAACUCAUCUACGACCUUAAGUGCUCCAACCCCCGCGCGCGCGUGUCCGUGAAACUUGUAUCCGAAGUCGGUGUCGGUAUCGUUGCCAGCGGUGUCGCGAAGGCGAAGGCCGACCACAUCCUCAUCUCUGGCCACGACGGCGGUACCGGCGCUUCUCGCUGGACUGGUAUCAAGAACGCCGGCCUGCCUUGGGAGCUGGGGUUGGCGGAGACGCACCAGACGUUGGUCUUGAACGACUUGCGUGGACGAGUGACCGUGCAGACUGAUGGUCAGAUCCGCACCGGCCGUGACAUCGCCAUCGCGUGUCUCCUUGGGGCCGAAGAGUGGGGUUUCGCGACUACGCCGCUCAUCGCCAUGGGUUGUAUCAUGAUGAGGAAGUGCCACCUGAAUACCUGCCCCGUCGGUAUCGCCACGCAGGACCCUCAGCUUCGUGCCAAGUUUGCAGGCCAGCCUGAGCACGUCAUCAACUUCUUCUACUACCUUGCGGAAGAGCUCCGCGGGUACAUGGCGAAGCUUGGCUUCCGGACCAUCAACGAGAUGGUCGGGCGUGCAGAUAUGCUCAAGGUCGACGAGAGCCUCCGUACUCCCAAGACCGCUCACCUCGACCUGUCUGCGAUCCUCAAGCCGGCGUGGCAGAUGCGCCCCGGUGCUCCCACGCACCGCGUCCGUCAACAAGAUCACAAGCUCUACAUCCGUCUCGACAACAAGUUCAUCGACGAGUCGGAGCCCGCACUCACCAAGGGUCUUCCCGUUCACAUCGAAUGCGACGUAACGAACACUGAUCGCGCGCUGGGCACCACCCUGUCCUAUCGCGUGUCGAAGCUCUAUGGCGAAGAGGGUCUCCCGCGUGACACCAUCCACAUCAACAUGAAGGGAUCUGCCGGGCAGUCUUGCGGAGCUUUCCUUGCGCCUGGUAUCACGAUCGAACUUGAGGGCGAUGCUAACGACUACGUCGGAAAGGGUCUCUCUGGAGGUCGGCUCGUUGUCUACCCCCCUCGCCAGUCCACCUUCAAGGCUGAAGAGAACAUCAUCAUCGGCAACGUCUGCUUGUACGGCGCGACGUCCGGUGAAGCUUUCAUUCGUGGUAUUGCGGCGGAGCGCUUCGCUGUGCGCAACUCUGGAGCGAACGCUGUUGUGGAGGGUACCGGCGACCACGGAUGCGAGUACAUGACAGGAGGCAGGGUCGUCGUUCUUGGUACUACGGGACGCAACUUUGCCGCUGGUAUGAGCGGCGGUAUCGCGUAUGUUCUGGACCUUGCCCACACCUUCGCCUCGAAGGUGAACAUGGAGAUGGUUGAGCUUGGGAAGGUCACCGAGCCCCGCGAGAUCGCAGAGCUUCGCAGCCUCAUCGAGGAUCAUCGUCAUUUCACUGGAUCCGAGGUUGCCGACCGCGUCCUGCGCGAUUUCCAUCAUCUUCUGCCCCUCUUCGUCCGUGUCAUGCCCUUCGACUACAAGCGGGUCAUCGAGGAGCAGGCCGCAAAGGCGAAGGAAGAGAAGCUGCGCCACAGCGUCAUCGAUCUCGUGCCCUCGCGGACUGCCAGCCAGGUCGACCUUGCUUCGGAGGUGUUGGAGGACCUCCUCCUGCCAAAGGAGCCCCAGUCUAACGCCUUGAUACAUCACAGCAAGAAGCACGAGCCGUCGGUCGUAGACUUGGAGGACUCGAUGGUCGACGAUGCGUCGACUAAGCAACGCCUGCACAAGCUCGACAAGACUCGCGGCUUCAUGAAGUACAAGCGUCUCGGGGAGGCAUACCGGCCCCCGCGCAAGCGCACCAAGGACUGGAAAGAGAUCUCGACGCGUCUCACGGAGAGCGAGCUCAAGUACCAGUCCGCACGCUGCAUGGACUGCGGCGUGCCCUUCUGCCAGUCGGACACCGGUUGCCCGAUCUCGAACGUUAUCCCCAAAUGGAACGACCUCAUCUUCAAGGGUCAGUGGCAGGACGCGCUGAACCGUCUGCUGUUGACGAACAACUUCCCGGAGUUCACUGGGAGGGUCUGUCCUGCUCCUUGCGAGGGUGCGUGCGUGCUUGGGAUCAACGAGCAGCCCGUUGGCAUCAAGAGCAUCGAGUGUGCCAUCAUUGACAAGGGCUUCGAGAUGGGUUGGAUGGCCCCCAGUCCGCCUACGUUCAGCACCGGCAAGAGUGUGGCCGUCAUCGGCUCUGGCCCGGCUGGAUUGGCCUGCGCUGACCAGCUGAAUAAGGCUGGACACAAGGUCACCGUUUACGACCGCAACGAUCGUAUGGGAGGGCUACUCAUGUACGGCAUUCCUAACAUGAAGCUUGACAAGGCUGUUGUUCAGCGGCGCAUCGACCUCAUGGCGGCGGAAGGUAUCACAUUCGUUCCCAAUGCCCAUGUUGGUGUCGAUGUCGACAUCGAAGACAUCCGUGCUAGCCAUGAUGCCGUCGUUCUGUCCACUGGUGCUACCUGGCCUCGUGAUCUCCGGAUCCCCGGGCGGGACGCCGAUGGCAUCCACUUUGCAAUGGAGUAUCUCCAGUUGAACACGGCCUCGCUCCUGGAUUCAGAGCUUCAGAAUGGAAAUUACAUCAACUCGAAGGGCAAGGAUGUCAUCGUCAUUGGAGGUGGUGACACUGGUAACGACUGCAUCGGUACUUCCAUGCGCCACGGUGCGAAGUCUGUUACGAACUUCGAACUGCUCCCCAAGCCUCCUGUGUCACGCGGAAGAGACAACCCAUGGCCGCAGUGGCCAAGAAUAUUCCGUACGGAUUACGGUCACACCGAAGUCGCCGCACACUUUGGGAACGAUCCUCGCGAGUACUGUAUCUCGACGAAGGAGUUUGUUCUCAAUGAUGAAGGCAAACUUCAAGGCCUCAACACAGUCCGCGUGGAAUGGACCAAGGAUAGCGGAGGGCGUUGGAAGAUGGAGGAAGUCCCUGGGUCCGAGAAGUUCUUCCCGGCUCAGCUAGUGUUCUUGGCCCUUGGUUUCCUAGGACCACAGCCCGACGCCAUCAAGGCUCUCGGUGUCAAACAAGAUGCGCGUUUUAACAUCCAGACACCACACAAGAAAUACUCCACUAACAUCCCUGGCGUCUUCGCUGCUGGUGAUUGUCGUCGCGGUCAAUCGCUUAUUGUCUGGGGCAUCAACGAAGGGCGUGGUGCUGCUGCUGAGGUGGAUGCCUGGCUCAUGGGUGGUACCAGACUUCCCAACGCUGGAGGAAUAAAAACAAGGGCCUUUGUGCCCCCUCCAAGCACGGUUCGCGACGAUCGCCCACAGGCAGUCGCUGUCUCAGCCUGAACACGACUCACAUGGCCACAUGUUCCCUCUCUCUCCAGAUGUCUCUCUAUGGCGACAGGGCUUCUGCACAGCGGCGAUCUCAAUUCACAAUGUAACGAAUGGGCUUCAGGAUGGAUAUGUUGUAUUGUUGGUUAUCCUAUCAUGUGUUCAUACAUCUUACGUCCUUGUAUACGAUCUAGUUCUCGAAUAUAUCAUAUUAUCUGUUCUAUGUUU